This is a messenger RNA of Eupeodes corollae, 2044 nucleotides long. RefSeq names its product dynein intermediate chain 3, ciliary. Gene Ontology annotation, cellular component: outer dynein arm. Gene Ontology annotation, molecular function: dynein light chain binding; dynein heavy chain binding. NCBI's taxonomy places the organism in Eukaryota, Metazoa, Arthropoda, Insecta, Diptera, Syrphidae. The transcript has 3 exons. The coding region runs from base 55 to 1962 and encodes 635 amino acids. The record is from RefSeq and is a predicted model, not a curated record. Gene Ontology annotation, biological process: outer dynein arm assembly; cilium movement.
AUCAAUUCAGAACAUAAACAGUUAACUAUUUUAAUAGUUCGUUUCAAAAACAAUAUGAAUUUCAACCAGUUUGGAUAUACUAAAGAGCGUCGUAAAUUUGGGCGCCAGUGCGUAUUUACAGAUCGCAAUGAACUUCUCGUUAGCAUUCCACAACGCACUGAUUUACGCAAACUCUAUAUCCUUCGAAAUCCAGUUCAUCAAGGAACUCAAUUAAGCAUUGACAAGGGCCUUAGUGAAGCUUUGACUGAAAAUGUUUCUCUUGCUACUCAUGGUGUAACACAUUUAGAAGGUGGCUGGCCUAAAGAUGUGAAUAUCCUUGAUGAAGAACAGACUUUACGCCAUAGAAAAAAAGUGGAAAGAGAUGAUGCUUGGGGAAUACAAGUUGUAGAAUUAAGCAAGAAAACAACCAAGAAUAUUCUGCAAAACAGCGCUGUUAACAUCUAUGAAGAUUACUAUUCUGAAAUAGAGGAGAUGGAGAUAAAGUCGUCAUUCACAGCGAAGACGAUCAAUGUGUAUCACGACACAACUACACCUUCUCGACCUAUAGUACUACUUGAUUGGUGUCCUGGGAAUCUCCGUCAUAUUCUUUCAAUUCAUACAAAUAACGAUUUUUAUCCAAGAAAUGAUGGACCCAAUGAUUUCUACAUUUGGGACACAGAAAAUGCUUUGAAGGCAGUCUCGACAUUCACUGGCCCCACAUGGACAAGAAAGGCCUGUUUUUGUCCCCGAGAUGAGAAUCUCAUAGCAGGUGGAUUUACAGAUGGAAAGGUUGCUAUCUGGGACGUUCGAACAGAAGGUCGUUGUGUAGGAAUAUGCCCGCUUGAAGCUGCUCAUCGAGAGUCAGUUUCAGCCGUAUCCUGGGUCCAUUCCAAGUCAAAUACAGAAUUCUAUACCGGAUCGUUGGAUGGUUCAAUUCACUACUGGGAUGGAAGAAACCUAAAGAAUUGGUCCAUGCAGUUCCUACUUGAUCCAGAGAGAACAGACAAACAGUUUCGAACACGUGCUCAUGGAUGCACUGUCCUUGAAUUUGAAUACACCAUUCCGAUUAGGUAUAUAGCUGGUGAUGAUAUGGGACAUGUCUUUGUUUGCAAUAGAAAGGGAGUGACACCGACAGAGACUCUUUUAUAUAAUUAUAAACUUUUCGCUGGUUCCAUUCAUACCAUCGAGAGGAAUCCAUUUUUUGUUAAGAAUUUUCUGAUCGUAGGGGAUUGGACAGCGAGAGUGUGGUCUGAAGAAAACAAAGAUUUUCCCUCGACUUUGCUGAUAAAGAAAGAUGUUGAGCUAUUAUGUGGCAAUUGGAGCACCACUCGAUGUUCUGUAUUUGCCACUGGAGAUUUAAAUGGCAAUUUAGAUUUUUGGGAUCUCCUGCUGGAUCACAGCAAACCGGUUUUUAGUCUGAACCUCAAACAUCCAAUAACAUCAAUUCAAUUCAGAAAGGAUGGAGAAAUAGUGGCUGUUUCUCUGGCAAAUGGAGACUUCCAUGUGCUCGAAUUGGAUAAAGGUCUACAAUACGGUGGGGCCAAAGAAAAAGCACUUUUAAGUUCGCUCUUUGAAAGGGAAACAUAUCGUUGUAAACUUCUCCAAGAUAGGCUGGAGGAAAUCAAGCUCAAAACUCAAACAGCCCGACAAGAUAAAGAGGAAACAAAAGAAGAAGAUUUGCGAGGCAUUUUAGAAGAAUUUGCAGAGGAAGGCACACCAAAGGAACCUGAAUUUGAAGAACAAGAAGUCGAAGAAGAGGGUGAAAGAGAUCCAGAUCCAGAAUUCACAGAGGUUCGAAGGGUAUUCUUUGAGACUGUAAAUCAGAUCAAGGAAAAAUGGAAGGAACGAGAGUUCAUUAGUGAGCCAAGUCCAUUCGAAAUGGAUGUGCCGAGAGAGAAUUACUAUGAAUUAAAGUCUUCCUCAAAUUCGGUUAUUGAUGAACCAAACAAAUCUGAAACAAGUGAAGACAAAUCGACUGAGUGAAUUUAUCUUAUUUUAUGUUAUUUUUAUCAUUAACUUAAUCUCUAAUAAACUACAAUUCUUUCUGAGAAUUCUUUCAAACUCA